Ananas comosus (pineapple) is the source of this 2833-nucleotide messenger RNA. Its product is annotated as protein OBERON 3. The record is from RefSeq and is a predicted model, not a curated record. Lineage: Eukaryota; Viridiplantae; Streptophyta; Magnoliopsida; Poales; Bromeliaceae. Gene Ontology annotation, cellular component: nucleus. The transcript has 4 exons. The coding region runs from base 231 to 2591 and encodes 786 amino acids.
GAAAAGAAAUCCGCGUGAGAGUGGAGGAGACUCUUGUGGCCGAUGAUCACGACGACGACGACGACGAUGACGAUGACGAUGACGCUGACGAUGAAACCCUAGGAGCGAGAAACCCUAAGAGAGAGAGAGAGAGAGAGAUCCAAAACCCUAGCUCUCCUCCUCCUCCUCCCUCCGCGAAACCCUACAGUUUCCGAUCUCAGGUGCGUUGUGACCCCUCCUCCUCCGCCGCCAUGUUCGACGAGUCCGAUCCCUCCAAGGAUCACCCCGAUCCGGCACCAUCGAACCCUAAGCCUCUCGAUCUCGACAAGAGCGCCGCCGCCGCCGCCGCGGCCAUUAAGGGCGGGAGCUCGGCCCCGCAAGAGCUCACCCUCUCCUACCUCUGCGAAAACCCUAAGCUGACCCUCCAAGACAAGGACCAGCCUGAUCCCUUCGCAGCCAUGGAGCGGCCGCGCGCGAGCAACAAGGGCAAGGAGAUCGCCGCCGCGGCCGCCGCCGCGUCGGAGGGCUCUCCGGGCGAUGACGACCGCCGGUGGGUCGAGCGCGACUUCCUCCAGCUCGCCGGCGGGAAGCGGGAGGCCCCGCCGGACCGCGCGGACGCGGAGGGCGGCGGCGCCGGACGCGAGAAGAAGGUGAAGGUCGAAACCCUAAGCCUCUCCCUCGGCCCCCCGAAUCUCUCCCUCUCUCUCAAGCCGUCGGCGAACCCAGUCGCCUCGUCGAACACCUUGGCCGCAGCCCCUGGAGCCGCCGCAGCCGCCCCUACCCCCGCUGUUCCGAGCUCCGUCGUCGCUCCGCUGAAGAGGACCUACAGUUCUAAUACGAGGACCACGAACUCCGACGAUUACGGCGCCGCGUCUUUCUCGUACUCGUACUCCAUUCCCUUCUCCCACAACCCUAGUUGCUCUCUCACUCGGAAUUCCACUGAAAAUUAUGAUUUUUCCCGCGAGAAUGACCAGAUGUGGUAUGCAGGGGAGGGGACUAAUGGGUCGGUUCAUAGUAGAUUCAAGCCCGUCGGCGAUGGCCACAACGUCGCAUUUACGAACCCUAGUGGGUUUUCUCAUGUCAACAACAAGGAAUUGAACAAUAGCCUUCACAGAGGGCAUAACAGCUCGGAUAACGUCUCCUUCUUCCCUUCCGAAUUGCCUGCGAGGCCGCCCGUGAAAAUUAAUGGGGUUUUGAGCUCGGAUAGUGGGAGAAAUGCUAUUCUUCCGAGGACAGAUAGGCUGCUGAGGGAAAUUGUAUCAGAGUCUAUUCCCGUCAUGGCGCAAAUUCUUCAAGAGUUACCGGCAGAAUCAUUAGAAGCUUUGAGAGAAGCGCUGAGGAAUCUAAUCGAUUCGCCGGAGAGGAAGGACGAUUGCGCCAGGCUGCAGAGGCGGCUCGAGCAGCGGUCGGAUUUGACCUUCGAGAUGCUCUCAAAAUCCAACCGGGCGCAGCUAGAGAUCUUGGUUGCAAUCAAGACGGGCGUCACAGACUUUGUCUCGGGAAAAGUUCGCGUCCCUUCGAAUGAACUGGUCGAGAUUUUCUUGCUCAUGCGGUGCAAGAACUUGGAUUGCAAGAACUUAUUACCUGUAGAUGAUUGCGAUUGCAAUAUUUGUUCCAGUAAAAAGGGAUUUUGCAGUACUUGCAUGUGCCCAAUCUGCCUUAGGUUCGAUUGUGCGUCGAAUACAUGCAGUUGGGUCGGAUGCGACGUUUGUUCCCAUUGGUGCCAUGCUGUUUGUGGGCUUGAAAAGAACCUAAUUCGGCCUGGCCCAACCCGUAAGGGGCCGAUGGGCACGUCCGAAAUGCAGUUCCAUUGCCUGGGUUGUGGACAUGCUUCUGAAAUGUUUGGGUUUGUGAAGGAAGUCUUUACUUGUUGUGCUAAGCAGUGGGGUCUCGAGACCUUGGUGAAAGAACUAGGCUAUGUGAGGAAAAUCUUUCGUGCUAGCGAGGAUUUUGAAGGGAAAGGGCUUCAUGGAAAAUCUGAGGAGAUCCUGAACAUGCUCGGCAAGAAUAUGAUCUCGCCUCCAGAUGCGUGUAACAGCAUGCUACAUUUUUUCAAAUAUGGAGUUACAGAGUUCUCUGUCACUGGUAGCACAUCUAAAAAUACCAUAGCAGCUCAAGCAAGUCAACUCGCAGAUAUCCUUCCUCUUCAAACACCAGUGACUACCCCACCAAAAUCUGCUUUCAAUUUUAAACCUACCAGUUCUGUAUUAAACAACCCAAUCGACGUCCUAAAAUGUGACCCCAAACCUCAUUCGAUCGAGUCCCACUUCACUCCAUCAAAGGAAGAUGACUUCCGGAGCUUGGAAACCAUAGUAAAGUUCAAGGAAGCAGAAGCCAAGCUCUUCCAGCGGCUGGCUGAUGAUGCCCGGAGGGAGGUGGAGAACUACCGCCAGAUUGUGCGGGCCAACUCUGAGAAGCUUGAGGAGGAGUAUGCAGCUAAGCUCGCGAAACUCUGCUUCCAGGAGACUGAGGAGAAGCGGAGGAAGAAGGUCGAGGAGCUUAAGCUGCUCGAGAACUCCCAAUGCGAUUACCACAAGAUGAAGAUGAGGAUGCAGGAAGAGAUUGCAAGAUUGCUCGAAAGGAUGGAGGCCACAAAGAAAAUGUGGGUAUAGAGGUAUAACCUUCAUUGAUGCUUGUGAUGGUAAUGUUUUACUGUAUCUCUUUUUUCGCCUGUAACAAUUAGUUAGCAUAAACAAAUUCAAUGCUAUAUGUGUUAUUGUGUAUUCUCUAUGCUUUGUUGUUUGUGUUCAAGUGGUAAACAUAGAUAUCUGAACUUUCCAACUUGAGUGCUAUGUAUUUGAUGACGACAGUUAACACUCGUAAUUUAUGAUAUUUGAACAAUGUUUAUGAUGUA